AUGCCGGCUUCCAUCUUUGGAGUGCUUUCGAGGCUCGGAUUGCAGGCCUUGACAACCUUUGACGGUCGGAGCAUUUUUCCUUUGGCCUACGUGCAGGCAGUAGGGUGUUUGAUCAUGGGCAUGGGAAUGAGGGUCAAGGAACCACUGGGCCAAUUUUAUGGACCGCUCUAUACUGCACUCACCACUGGAUUCUGUGGUUCGUUGACCACCUUUUCUGGCUGGCAACUGGAUAUCUUCAAUUCUUGGAUCAACUCGGGCAAGUUUCAUCGUGGUGGAUUACAAGACGUAUGUUUUAUCAAUGGGGUCGGAGUAUCAGCUAUCACCUUGUCGUUGUCGCUGGCUUCGUUGAGUUUCGGCUACCAUAUUGCCUCUAUCCUAGAAACUCGCCUCUCGUCGCCCAGCUUCUUAAAGCCACUAUAUCGUUAUUCGCUGAGUGUCACCGCAGUUCUCACUUACGCUGCCACUUUCCUCACGUAUUUUUUACUGGCGGAUAAAUUCCGUCAUCAAGCAACCGCAGCCCUUUUAUUUUCCUUUCCAGGAACGUUGACGCGCUAUACCCUCUCAGUAAUGCUUAAUUCACGAUUCAAGGCACUCCCAGUUGGUACCCUGGCUGCCAACUCGUUGGGAACAGCACUUCUGGCUACCUUUCAUGUCCUGCAAAGUACAAUGCCUCCCCCGUCUGCGAACACUUGUUCCAUUUUGCAAGGUUUGAUCGAUGGGUAUUGCGGUUGUUUGACAACUGUCAGCACGUUCGCCGCCGAGGUUCACACCUUACGCGAUUGGAAGGCGUUCAGAUACGUGAUAGUGAGCUGUUUAAUGGGUCAAGGACUUAUGCUUGUUAUAUUUGGGACGUCAAUUUGGACAGGACGUGCUAGUGAACAAGUGACAUGUAAAUUCAUAGAGGCAUAG
Molecule: messenger RNA, 909 nt
Organism: Laccaria bicolor S238N-H82
Lineage: Eukaryota; Fungi; Basidiomycota; Agaricomycetes; Agaricales; Hydnangiaceae
Exons: 4
Coding region: 1-909 (302 amino acids)
Biological process (GO): fluoride transmembrane transport
Cellular component (GO): membrane
Molecular function (GO): fluoride transmembrane transporter activity
Source: RefSeq, a predicted model, not a curated record